Messenger RNA from Sordaria macrospora k-hell, 1638 nucleotides. The record is from RefSeq and is a predicted model, not a curated record. Lineage: Eukaryota; Fungi; Ascomycota; Sordariomycetes; Sordariales; Sordariaceae.
AUGGGAAGCGCUACGAUAGAGGCCGGGAGCCGGCCCAUGAAUGUCAAGGAGAUAUCCGAGAAAGCAAAACAAUACGACUGGAAUCCCCGGAUUGGCUUCAAGUUCUGGGCACGCGCUGCCAACACCAUUCAUCAUGAGGGUCAAAUCUACCUUCAUGAAGGGAGCAUAGCCCAAGCUUACAUGUUCCUCCUCCGCUAUUGCACCCUCGUCCUCGAGGAUAUGGCCAAACACCCCGAAGCCAAACUCCCCGAAAACCGAGCCCUGAUGAGGCAACUCAACAACCGCAUAAACAACGUCGUUGAACAGCUUGAACAGCUCAAACCCCAAAUCGAAGAGGCCUACCACAAGUGGCAACAGCUCACAGCCAGCGUAGAAGACAGCAGGGAGAAACGACGAUCUACAUCUUCCCAAUACGCCAGGCACGCUGCCAGUGAUGCUGCUUUGUCAUGGAACCAUAUUUCUCAGGCUAAGAUCCUGGAUGCUGGAUCAAACCAAGAGUUGGCAGUCGACUUGGCUAGGGAGACGCUGCUCAAGCGACGGAGACGACGACGACAAGAGAACGAUGAAGAGGACGAGCGCACGCGGAGGACAUAUGCGGGUUACAGGGAGGAGAAUGGCUAUGGUGUAGACCGGAGACAACAGUAUCCUACUCCCCCACCAACAAACAAUCGCUAUUCUGAGGAUGACGACCUUCGCCGUCAAAUGGAGGCCACAAGACGACAAUUGGACCGUUCAGGAGGCUACGGGACUUCGGAAACUGACAACGGCCCACCGCUUCCGCCCAAGGUAAUACCCUUCGAGCGACCAAUACCCGUCACUAGACCUCCUCCCCCGCCCCCACGCCCAAGGAAGGAGUCAGGCUCAUUUGGCAGAGAUGGAAGGAGGAACGGUAUCCUUCCCAGCCAGACGAUUCGACUGGUAACCGACGAGGACGACGUCGACGAUAGGCCAGCGAGACCGCCCAAAGUCAGCGAACCGCCACCAGAAGCAGAAGAGAAGCCGAAAGAAGCGAACAAAGUCACCUUCCGCCCCGUCGCCUACCUCGAAAGCGGCGAACCUCUCCGAUCCGUAUUCCUCCCCAGUAGUCUUCGCCGCCGUUUCCUCGAACUCGCCCGCGAAAACACCAUCAGGGAGUUGGAGAUGUGCGGCAUUCUCUGCGGCACGCUAAUCAACAAUGCGCUAUUCAUCACCUGCCUGCUGAUUCCGGAGCAAGAGUGUACCUCAGACACAUGUGAGACCAUCAACGAGGAAGCGUACGUCACGUACUGUAUCGAGAACGACUUGCUCGUCCUCGGUUGGAUCCACACCCACCCGACGCAGACGUGCUUCAUGAGCUCGAGAGAUUUGCAUACCCAUGCCGGAUACCAGACCAUGAUGAAGGAGAGCAUUGCCAUUGUUUGUGCGCCAAGAUAUGAUCCUUCAUACGGUAUCUUCCGCCUCACCGACCCUCCCGGCCUCCCGCACAUCAUUAACUGCAAUACCCCUGGCGUCUUUCACCAACAUGGUAUUCCUUCAGACGAGAUCUACUGCAGUGCUCGUCAUGCACCAGGGCACGUAUUUGAGUCAAGUAGGGUUGACUUUGAGGUGGUGGAUCUCAGACCUGAGGGGUCCAAGGUGCCGGCGUUCAGGAGGUAUUAG